AUGAAAAAGAGUGUUCGAGGUGAGAAUUACAUGGGAGACGAAGUUAAGAAGGUGUUCAGCAAGUUCGACGCAAAUGGAGAUGGCAAAAUUGAUUUAUCAGAGCUCGGAUCCAUUUUACAGGCACUUGGUACCAAUGUGGCUCCUGAUGAACUUAAGCGUAUAAUGUCGGAAAUCGACACUGAUGGCGAUGGAGUCAUUGAUCUCAAGGAGUUUUCGGAUUUUCACCUUGGAGGUUCUGAUGACGGCGCUAAUAAGGAUCUAAGGGAAGCCUUUGAGCUUUAUGACCGCGACAAGAAUGGCUUGAUCUCCGCGAGUGAGCUGCAUGUUGUGUUGAAGAGCCUGGGAGAGAAGUGCUCGCUGAAGGAUUGCCGGAAGAUGAUUAGGUCUGUUGAUGUUGAUGGUGAUGGUAAUGUUAAUUUCGAGGAGUUUAAAAAGAUGAUGAACAAAUCAUAGUAUGAUUUUCGAUCUUAAUUAUGUGUAAAUUGCUUGUGAUCAUUUAAUUUACUUCCAAGUAGUCAUAUGUUUAGAUCA
Molecule: messenger RNA, 531 nt
Organism: Daucus carota subsp. sativus
Lineage: Eukaryota; Viridiplantae; Streptophyta; Magnoliopsida; Apiales; Apiaceae
Product: probable calcium-binding protein CML18
Exons: 1
Coding region: 1-453 (150 amino acids)
Molecular function (GO): calcium ion binding
Source: RefSeq, a predicted model, not a curated record